UCGUCUGUGUUGCUCGUUGUUGCAGGGAUGGCGCCGUCCUCAUUGUUGGCGUGCAUGUCGUGCCUCGCGGUGUUCACCGUCGUGGUGGAUGCCCGCGCUGCUGCCGCCGGCGGCGCCUCGGUUGCGGCCCCGGUUGCGGCCCCGGUUGGCUCUCCCGUUGGCUCUCCGGUCAGCGUCCCGGUCAGCGUCCCGGUCAGCGUCCCGGUGGUCGGCGCCCCCGUCGGCGUCGUGGCCGCGGACGCGCGCGACCGCGUGCGUCGGGCGCCCGCUCCCGCACCCGAGUCCGAGUCGCUGGUGCUGGGCAUGCCCCCCAGGAAGGGCGUGAGCUGCAAGUACGCCCCGGUGUUCGGCUACCUGUCCGCCGACUGUGCGGACCUCGGGCUCGAGGGCAUACCGCCCCUGCGGCCCGGCGUCGAGGCGCUCGACAUGUCCGACAACAAGAUGAAGUCCGUGCUCAACAGCACGUUCGCUCGGAUCCCUAACCUGCGAAUCCUCUACUUGAACGAGAACCGCAUCAAGGUGGUCGAGGCCGGCGCGCUCGUCAUGCUCCGCUACCUGGAGGUGAUAGACCUGUCGGGCAACCGGCUGCAGGCCAUCCCCUACGGGCUGAUGGAGCUGCCCCGGCUGCGCAAGCUGUACUUCGCCGACAACCUGCUCGGGAGGCUCGACCCCUCCUUCGUCUUCGCCAGCCCAACGCUCCAGCUGCUGCAACUGUCCGAGUGCAGCCUGCCCGAGCUGCCCCUGGGCGAGCUCCCCGAGCUGCUCAACCUCAACGUGUCGUACAACGCGCUCAGCUCGCUGCCGCUGCACGACCUGUCGGCGAUGUGCCGCCUGCAGUCCCUCGACCUGUCGCACAUGUCCGAGACGCUGUUCGAGGAGCUGGACAUGGAAGAGGCCUGCCAGUGCCAGACUUUCAUGCGGUGGGCCAAGUUGCGGGGCAUCGACCUGGGGCGGUCCACCAGGAUCAUCUGCAGGAACGAUACCAACAGCGCAGACGACCCCUACAUGCCCACCUGCAACGCGACGCAGGUGCAGGCGGUUGCCCUCGAGAUGCACGGGCGGUGCGUGAAGGCCGAACACAUGGAGAUGCGCGCCCAGAUGCAGAGCUGGUGGGUCAUCGCCUUCUGCGUGGCGGUCUCCACCAUGUUCGCGUUGGCCGUCGUCCUCUGUUACUUCGGCCGGCGCAACGCCGAGCCCCGACACCACAAGGUGCCCGUCGUGGUGGUGACGGACCCCGUCCACGCCAACGGCGCCGUCCCCAGCGCCCACCACCAGGGCCGCCACAGCCGCCACGGCCGCGGCGGCGGGGGGACGUCGUCGCCGGACGGCAAAUAGCA
Messenger RNA from Frankliniella occidentalis (western flower thrips), 1337 nucleotides. RefSeq lists its product as uncharacterized. Lineage: Eukaryota; Metazoa; Arthropoda; Insecta; Thysanoptera; Thripidae. The transcript has 4 exons. The record is from RefSeq and is a predicted model, not a curated record. Gene Ontology annotation, molecular function: protein binding. The coding region runs from base 28 to 1335 and encodes 435 amino acids.